AUGGACACGUACCAGCUCAACUUCACUGGGCUGCUGGGCCUGUGCGCCGCCCUGUUCGUCGCACAGAGGAGGAAGCCAGCUCAGCCCAAGCAGGACGCAAAGUCGGCAGAACCGAAGAAGGACUCCAAGCCAAAGCAAACGACAGACAGCAAUGAAGCAUCUCAGUGGCCCUUCCUCGUGGUGUUCGCCCUGGGCCCGUUCCUCUACUCCCUCUACAAGGAGGAGCACGGCGUCUCCUCAGGGAUGGUAUCAACCCUCUUCACCACGGGCUUCCUCUCCGGCGCCGUCUCGGCCUACGCCACGGGGACCCUCGCGGACCGGCGCGGCCGACGGCUCGCCUGCCUGGUGUUCUGCGCCGCGUACGCCCUGAGCUGCGCCCUGACCAUCCCCUCGCUGCCGCUCCUCUUCGCCGGCCGCGUCCUGGGCGGCGUCGGCACGAGCCUGCUCUUCAGCGUCUUCGAGAGCUGGAUGGUCACCGACUUCCACGCGCGCGGGCUGGGGGACAAGGGCGGCGACCUCUCGCGCACCUUCGGCGUGAUGAGCACCCUCAACAGCGUCGUCGCCAUCGCGAGCGGCGUGUUUAGCGAGUGGGUCGUCGGGGUGUCGGGGACGAGGAAGGCGCCCUUCGCUGCGGCUGUCGCGCUGCUGGCGGUGGCGUUUUGGGUCAUCUCUACGCGGUGGGAGGAGAACUAUGGGGAUUCUGCCAAGGACAAGAAGCCCAAGACGCAUGAUGGGAAGCAGGAGGCGGCCCCGCGGCCGAAGCUGUGGGAGAUGCUCAAGGACCCGCGCAUCGUCUGCCUCGGGCUGUCGUCCACCAUGUUCGAGGGCUCCAUGUACCUCUUCGUCUUCAUGUGGGGCCCCGCGCUGCAGUCCGCGCACGCCUACGAGUCGGCAUCUGCCGCGUCGUCGGGGGCAGCCGCCGGCCUGCCGUACGGCAUCAUCUUCGCAACCUUCAUGGCGUCCGUGCUCGCAGCGUCGCUCCUCUUCAACAUCGCCAUGGACAACAAGCUCCUCAAGUACACGUACCUCCUCGGCGGCAUCUUGGCCGUCGCCGACCUCGUCUUCUACCUUCUCGAGCAGCCGCGCUCCGAGCAGCUCACCUUCUGGCUCUUCUGCCUCUUUGAGGCCUGCGUCGGCAUGUACUGGCCCUGCAUGGGGUAUCUCAAGGGUCAGCUCAUCGAUGACGGCGUGCGCGCGCAGCUGUACGGCAUCCUGAGGGUGCCGCUGAACGUGUUUGUGGUGGUUUCCCUGUACUUCACUGGCGAUGGUGAUUCCUACGCCAAGGUGUUUGCGGUCUGCUCGAGAUUGUUGCUACUGUCUAUCGGGGCCCUGUACGCUAUGGUCAUGAAUGAGGAUGAGAUUCCAUAA
This is a messenger RNA of Diaporthe citri, 1368 nucleotides long. RefSeq lists its product as uncharacterized. Gene Ontology annotation, cellular component: membrane. Gene Ontology annotation, biological process: molybdate ion transport. The record is from RefSeq and is a predicted model, not a curated record. Gene Ontology annotation, molecular function: molybdate ion transmembrane transporter activity. Lineage: Eukaryota; Fungi; Ascomycota; Sordariomycetes; Diaporthales; Diaporthaceae. The coding region runs from base 1 to 1368 and encodes 455 amino acids. The transcript has 2 exons.